AUGGUACCGAACAAACCAGGUCUCAGUCAUAAUCAUAUAUCGGUGCUGGAUGAUCAGUCCUUCAGAAACCUUCCCUUCCUGCACACAUUACUACUGGACCACAACCUUCUGACCACUCAGGCUUUACAGGGGGGAGCUCUGACCAAUCUGACCCAGCUGGAGGUCCUCACUUUGGGGAAUAACCGCAUCAGUAUGAUAGACGCUGAAGUUUUUAAAGGUACGACGGCCCUGCGGAUCCUGAAACUGGAGGGAAACCAGCUCACCAGACUGGACUCAGACUCUUUCCCUCUGAAUGACUUCAGAGCCGUGGAGAGCCUGGAUCUGUCUGAGAACUUCAUAGAUUAUCUGGAUGGGAACAGUUUCCGGGGGUUGGUGGCCCUGCAGACCCUGGAUCUGUCUCGGAAUCGUCUGAGUUCAGCUCCUCCUGAGGCGUUUUCUUACCUCAGCAGGUUGACAAACCUCAACCUGGACCUCAACUCUUGGAACUGCUCCUGUCAGCAAGUGGAACUGGCUGCCUUCCUCUCUGACUUCAUGCAACAUCCAGACAAGACGCUGUACAACGGCCGCAGGAUGGUGUGUGUUAGUGCCGACAACCCGGCUGUGACCACCGUGUUGGAGCUGACAGAGGCCAACUGUGUUCCCUCCAAUCAGAACAUCAGAGUGAAAAUAGAGCCCAGAAGCACCAUGUCGCCUCAGCACUACAGCCGAGACCUGGCCAUUACUGCUGUCAUCUGCUUUGCUGGUGGUGUUGGCUUGACCCUGCUGAUAGUUUUCAUCCACCAUCGAAUGUCUCGCAGGAAGAAACUCAAACAACAGAAAAUCCAGGAAGAGAGAGAAGAAGGAAGCAGCACAAUGGCCAACCACAAUUCCAGUCCCCAAGAAGGAAAUGAACGAAGGCAGGACUUUCCUCGAGCUAACGGCAGCCAGUCAUGGGACAAAGAAGCCAUGAUGGUGGACACAAGGUUAGAACACUUUGGCGGCCAGUAUAGGUGCCCUGAAUGCAGGGAAGAAGAACCAAGACCGAACCCAAUCAGAUGGAGCAGAAUGAAUGGAGGGAUAGAGUUAAUGGAAGAGAGGAGGAGAAUGAGGACAAUGAUGGAGGAGGAGAGGAGAAGGCCUGGACCUCAGCAGGGAAUGCUGGGUAGGCCUGGUACUCGUGGUAACUCCAACUAUAACUACGAUCCAAGAAGAGAAGCUUUCAGUCAGAGAUCGGAAACUCUGGUCGGUUAUAAAACAGUCAAAGAGCUGGACAGUUACAGCAGUGAUGUGGAAGGUAAGAACAGAGGGAAUGAGGCGUUCCACUGUGAGAGCUGCCACAGGACAUAUAGAUCAGAUCAAAACACAAAACAAGGAGGUUUUCACAGCAGCAUGAGAGACUCUGGCCUCGUAGAUGGAUUCCCGUAUCAGAACAGACUGAGCGACAGGGGAAGGAAUAUCAACUACAAUGAGGGUGAAAUGAUAAGAAACUCAGGGUUGAAAAGAGAAAUAAGAAAUGUUAAGUUUGAUCUGGAGAGAACAGAUCAGGGAGGAAGAAUUCAACAGGAGGACAGAAAAGAAGAGGAAGCGAAGUCACCGAGAGACAAAGACAGACGAGGAGAGAGGAAACACAAAACUAAAGUCCAAUCCAGCCGCUUGUUAAAGGUUAAACUGAAUUUGAACCCAUUACGUAAAAGCAAAGUCCACCCGAAGAGGAAAAGUGAGCAAGGAAAAGGUAGCCCCAAGAGGAGUAAAGAGAAAAGGAAGGAAGGAAAAGACAAAGGAGACAAGGAGAGGAAGGGGAAGAAGUCGAGUAAGAGUAAAGGAUCGAAUGAUGAUGGUGAAGAGAAAGAGGGCGAGUCGUCUAAACAGAAAAAAAACACCUCAAAGACUGACCAAGAGGGUAAAGAAAGUACAGGACAAGACCAGAACCAGGAUCAGAACUCCCAAAACACUGUCGAUCAGUCACAACCCACCAGCGCACAGCCAGGCUUCACUGGUCAAGGUACCCUAGGUGGGGCUGCUCAGUUCCAAGGAGGAGGCUUUGUUGUAGGGGGCACUCAGUUCCCCCCCCAGCAUCCCUUUUCUCUCGCUGCAAUGGAUAGGAAUCGUACUACCAACCUCUCCAUGCUGGGCUCACAGCGAACUGGCAGCAGUCUCUCCCUUCAAGGAGGGAAUUUUUUACUUAAUGCCGGAGCACCAGGAGUUAAUCCACUACUCCCAAGUGGACCGACUAACCCUAUGGCCCCUAAUUUGACAUUUAGUGGACCCAACAUGGUGCCUAGUGGUGCUCCAGAUGGCCUUAUCAGACAAAGUGGGGUAGGACCUGCAUCAAGUGUUACUUCUCUACUAACUAAUCCAAUGCAUGCCUCUUCUCAAAAUAUCUCCCAGCCUGCCCCAGACAGGCUCAUGGGGCAAACUGGGGCAGCACCUGCCUUAAGUGCUGCUUCGCUUCCAGCUAACCCCAUCCAAAGACCUGCAUCAAAUUUAGUACCAAACCCACCUGUUAAUCCUCCAACCGUCCAGUCGGACUCUAAGGCCCAGAAGCCUCCUGACAGCUCACCUCAAGAAGCCACUGUAAAGUCUGAUCCAGUUCAGGGACCAGGUCUUCAAAGUGGAGAAGGAGCAUCUCAGCAGCCGUCUGAUUCUCAGGCACCUCAAACCAAAGAGAACCCCGUCAAUCAAACUCAAACACCUGUUGGCCCUGAUGGUUCAUCUGUAGCGGUUCCACAGACGUCAGCACCAGUGACAGUGGUACAAAAUCUGCCAAAGAAUAAUAGUCAGACGGAGCUUGGGCGUGGACCUGGAGAUGUGUCAGCUCUGGGAGUAACUCUAACCGAUGGACCUAGUGCAGGGGCGUCCGUCGGCAGCAUGCAGGCAGCAGAUGAGUCGGUAUCAGGUGUCUCUGCACCUGGUGGAUCUGCAGAGACCGGAUCCUCUACUGGACUCCUGCAGCAGGAGUAUCUGUCAGAGGAGGCUGGUUCAUCUCCCAGGAGGAAGCUGAAACUGGUGAUUCCUGAGAAGACAUCCAGUCGACCGCCCACCGCUCUGGAGAGGAAAAUACGUUAA
Sphaeramia orbicularis (orbiculate cardinalfish) is the source of this 3045-nucleotide messenger RNA. RefSeq names its product leucine rich repeat containing 53 (gene lrrc53). Lineage: Eukaryota; Metazoa; Chordata; Actinopteri; Kurtiformes; Apogonidae. Gene Ontology annotation, molecular function: protein binding. The record is from RefSeq and is a predicted model, not a curated record. The transcript has 7 exons. The coding region runs from base 1 to 3045 and encodes 1014 amino acids.